UGAUACAAUGAAAGGCUCUUUAAAACCACCGAAACCACAGAGCUCACAGGCUCUCCGUGUGGGGUGGUUAUUUGUAUAUUGCAAGUCAGCGUAACCAGGCAAUCGUCUUCUGUCCCUGGCUUUUACAGCAACAGCCACUGCACCCCACACUGACAACUGCUUACUGCCAGCUGUACUGGAGUUCAGCUCCAGCCCUGAACACCAGCACAGAGUGGUUUUAACCUGGCCAUCAUGGGGCACAAUGCACUGUACUGGAGUACAGCCCUGAUCACUGCUUUAAACCAGACUACCGUGACACUGUGUGUGUACUUACUUUCAGUCAAAGACCACAGUUGGACACUAGAGGGGGGAUGCUUUCUUUACACAAAGGGCUGUAGGAGUAUGGAACAAGCCACGCUGGGAGUCUGCCUACAUCUCCUCACUCUCUCUUGCAUGCAGUCGCUGGGGUUUGGAACUGAGAGCCGAAAUACAGAUUUUAAAUUCAUUAAAAACACACAGACACACUCCUGCUGGCUAAUAUUCAAGAGGCUUGACUUGGCAAAACCUGGACUGGAGCAAAUUGCCAUGCAACAGGAGCGUGGCUGCUCUAAAGCGGAUUGUAUUUACUCAGUGCUUUGAGUGCUGGACAGAUGCCAGUUCAAAACCACCGAUGCGGUUCGCGGGUUCGAGAAUUGCUUUCCCACCAGACCUCCUCCCCCUCUUCACUACUGCUCCGCCCACAGACCCGUCAUGGGGCUCCUGUUCCCUGGGCACCUUCAUCUGCCUGGAGUGCUCCGGGAUCCACAGGAACAUUCCCAGCAUCAGCAAGGUGAAGUCCCUCAGGCUGUCAUCCUGGGAGGAUCUGGAGGUCCAGUUCCUGGCAGAGCACGGCAACACUGCGGCGAAGACCAAGUACGAGGCCGCGGUCCCUGUCUAUUAUUACAAGCCUACGCACCGGGACUGCCAGGUUCUCCGAGAGCAGUGGAUCCGAGCCAAAUACGAGAGGAAGGAGUUCACCGAACCCGGGAAGCCGCUGCCUUAUGAGGAAGAGGUCAAGGAGGAGAUGCUGAUGAAGCGCGGCAGAGACAACGGCCAGUUCCUCAGCCGGAAGUUCGUCCUGAUCGAGAGGGAGGGCGUCCUGAAGUACUACACCAAGUAUGAUGCAAAAGAGCCCAAAGCCAUAAUCAGAGUGGACACCAUCAACGCCACCUUCCAGCCCAUCAAGAUCGGGAACCCCAACGGGCUGCAGAUCACCUUCCUGAAGGACUACAGCACCCGCAACAUCUUCGUCUACCACGAGAACGGCAAGACAAUAGUGGACUGGCUCAACGCUAUUCGGGCCACGCAGUUCCAUAACCUGCAAGUCGCCUUCCCAGGAGCCACCGACACUGAACUCAUACCCAAGUUGACGAGAAACUUCCUGAAGGAGGGCUACAUGGAGAAGACCGGGCCGCGGCAAACCGAAGGCUUCAAGAAGCGCUGGUUCACCCUGGACCAAAGACGCCUGAUGUACUUUAAAGACCCCCUGGAUGCCUACGCCAAGGGCGAAGUGUUCAUCGGUCAGCGCGACAUGGGGUACAAAGCCAUAGCGGGGCUCCCCAGCAGCACCCACAACAACAGGACCUGGCAGUUCGGCAUCACCAUCCAGACGCCGGACCGCAACUUCCUGUUCACCUGCGAGACGGAGGAGGAGCAGCAGGACUGGCUGGUGCAGUUCCAGAAGGUCAUGGACAAGCCCAUGUCACCCCAGGAGUUCUCCAUGGAAGCCCACCUGAAGCACAAAUGAUGCAUCGCCACGGAAACAGGAAAGGCCACCCAUCUGCCCCACCCCCACCCCCACCGCACUGGAGGCGUCUGAUCACCUGACCAACAGAGCAGGGGCUGGCAUAGAGCUGAGGGGGUUGGGGGAGGGGGAGGGGGGGGUGACCCAUGUUUGUGAAAGAAGCCCAGUGCACCUCUGCACCACAGAAACACUACUAACAUCACGCCCGUGAGCACUCCGACCGAGGCUCAGGGUAGCUCCCUCGCCAUAACACUCCAGUCGGGUAAUACUGGGCAAGGGGAAACACAGACCGCUGGCCAGGACCAAAGAAAGAGCAGAGCAUUUGAGUGCUCCACCCACAGCCUGCGACACAGUCGGUCAGAUUACUGGGGGCAAAGGGGGCGAAGCUGAUUAGUUCUUCCAGGACCGGGGGGGAAACACAGAGCCAAGUCACGAUGCACGGCGUUUCUUCAACUAAACUAAGCGUCCCCUGAUCCCCGUUUUCCUCCUGCCAGACGGGAGUGGGGGUUCCAAGUUUGGAGAGGCGGGGGCCCCACCGUGCACCGAGGCUCUUAAGGGGCGACUGCCCCCGAGGGGGUGUGGCCGCUCGGUCAGCGUCUGUCCAGCUCCCGUCCGGAAAACAGGAGGACAACGGUGCAACUCCUGCAGUCCGCACCGUCUGACAAGUUCCCUCCCGAGACCCGCCGUCAUCAAAGAACAAAUCCCAUUGGAUUGACCGUUAUUGCAUCAGUGGAGUUUAUAAGGGGGGUAUGGGGAGGGGAGAUUAGAUCUCAAUCUCACACACGUCCGCUUGUCUUCUUAGGGUAUGUAAGUCUCGCACCCGGGACUGCCCUUCCCAUAUGGCUGUUGCACCCCUCCUGCCACCCCAGCUGCAGCUCCCUGGCUCAUUCCUCACAGCAGAGCAGGGGUGGGGGGGGAGUCUGGACAGCCAUUCCCUCCGCUGGGGGAGUCACGUCAAGCACGUCCUCUCUCUCUCCCUCACUCGUGGGGGGGGGGGCUCAGUCUAGCCCAGUUACCGAAAUGUCACGAUGCGUUCCCCUUGCCGCCAAGCGCUCUGAGGAGUUGCUUUCAAAGCUGAUGGGGUAGCCCGCCUCUUCUUUGUACCGGACCGGUUUUGUAAUAAGGACACGGAUCUGUAUAUAUAAAUAAAUCACCACUGUGGCACCUGU
Messenger RNA from Lepisosteus oculatus (spotted gar), 2931 nucleotides. The record is from RefSeq and is a predicted model, not a curated record. NCBI's taxonomy places the organism in Eukaryota, Metazoa, Chordata, Actinopteri, Semionotiformes, Lepisosteidae.